Molecule: messenger RNA, 1388 nt
Organism: Osmerus eperlanus (European smelt)
Lineage: Eukaryota; Metazoa; Chordata; Actinopteri; Osmeriformes; Osmeridae
Gene: jdp2a
Product: Jun dimerization protein 2a
Exons: 4
Coding region: 123-719 (198 amino acids)
Biological process (GO): regulation of transcription by RNA polymerase II
Cellular component (GO): nucleus
Molecular function (GO): DNA-binding transcription factor activity, RNA polymerase II-specific; RNA polymerase II cis-regulatory region sequence-specific DNA binding
Source: RefSeq, a predicted model, not a curated record
CCACUUCUCUCUCCCCACUUUCUGACUGUACUUUUUUACAUCCCUGCUUACGUCUAGUUGGCAUAACUAAUUUCCGCAUUCCCAAAUCCUCCCAGAUAGGGAUCACUAUUUAAAACGGGCUGAUGCAACGAUUUCCACUUUUUAAAAUCUACUCUCGACCAUCACCUGAUCAGAGGAAAGGACAGCUGUUGCACUUAGGAUCAAAGUCAGCUGUGGUCUCAACUGGGUCUGACAUGAUGCCGGGACAGAUCCCGGAUCCGUCCGUCACCGCUGGCUCAUUGCCCAGCUUGGGUCACCUGGCCGGGAUCUCUGCCACCACGCUGACCGACCAGCUGAAGUUAGGGGACCUCCGGGAGCUAGGGGCUAUGCUGUCCCCCCUCCACUUCCUGGGGAAGCUGGGGAAGAGGCCCAUCACCAUCAAAACAGAGUGGGACGAGGAGGAGGACAGGAGGAAACGCAGGAGAGAGAAAAACAAAGUAGCCGCGGCUCGGUGUCGAAACAAGAAGAAGGAGAGGACAGAGUACCUACAAAGGGAAUCAGAAAGACUAGAGAUGAUGAACUCUGACCUCAAAGCCCAGAUCGAGGAGCUGAAGAAUGAGAGGCAGCAGCUGAUGGUCAUGCUGAACCUCCACCGGCCGACAUGCAUCGUCCGCACUGACAGCGUCCAGACCCCAGACGGCGAGGCCAACCCUCUGCUGGAGCACCUGGACGCCAAGUGAUGACGCCGAGUGAUGUCUCUGGGCUCAGGGGAGAACGUCUCCACACCUCCAGUUUACAGUGACGCCCCAGCCAGCUAGCAGCACUUCAUGCCUGGGUUUGGCCCAGAGGGAGCCUUUCCCAAGCACUCUUGCCUGGACAGAGGUUGACCCAAUGAGAUUGGACUUUGUGCUGGCAGGUUAAAACUAUUACUUUUGGAUUUGAUGUCAUCGUUGUUGUCAUUAUGGACCUCUUGACUCGUGCCACUAUCAGUGUAGAUGAGUGUAAUAGUGAUAGAUAUGUAAUGCAGCUUGAUGAAUAAAGUGCCUCUCAGUUAGUGUUACAGAUCUCUCAGGCCUUAAGACAGUCAUGGCUGUGUUUAAGUGUAUCUUUUGUUUUACCAAUGUGUACUAAGAUAUCCAUUAUUUUCCCUUUUGUAUUAUGCCCCACUGGCCUACUGUUUGACCAUUUCGUUUGUACUGUUUUGUUGUUAUUUUGGCGCAGGCGUCAUAUAUGCACAUAUAGACUGUUUACAUUACUUGUUUUAUUCCCUAUUUUCCAUUACAUUGUUACUUCCAAUCCAGUUUCUGAUUUUUAUACUUUGUAUAUUGUAUCAUAUUGACAUAUAAGCUAUAACAAAAUGUGAUGCGUUUGUAUUUCUGCAAGACAUAAAUGCAUAGUUUCUUUUCUAG